AUGAGCGUCCUCAUCGUGGACGACGACGUCGUCAACGUGAAGAUUCUCAAGCGCGCGUUCGUGAAGAACGGCGACGACGUCACCACGGGCGAGGACGGCCAGGACGUCGUGCGACUGCUUCUGAACGAGUCCAAGCGCUACGACGUCGUGCUCCUGGACGAGAACAUGCGGCACAUGAACGGCAGCGCCGCCGUGGAAGAGACGCGGCGGCACGAGGCGAGCGCGGGGGACGACCCCGACGGGGGAGAACGAUGGAGUCAGCUCGUCGUCGCGACGACCGGGAACGCCGCGAUGAGCGAUAAGUCAAAGUACCAGAAAGCUGGGUUCAACGGGGUGUUACAGAAGCCGAUGAAGCUCAGCACGCUCGUGAGGUGGGUGCACGACUUUCACGCGUUUUGGAGAGCGACGGGCGGCGGGAAGUGGACGCCGGGGGAUCCCGUCCCGGCGGGGUGCGUCGCGCCGACGAUUUCCGACGCCUCCGCGCACGAGGACGGAUACUUCAUCGGCGAUCUCGAGGUGUUCGGGACCAAGUUACGCCGCGAGAAGUGAGCGAGCGAUGCGUCGUAGGAAGACAAUACAGUAUGCGCUUUUCACGCGUCGUCUCGUCGCUUCGUCGCUCGUCGAUUUCAACGAGCGUCGGAUUCGUUCUUCGUGCGUCCGGUUCUUCUCUUCCUCCUCCGUCGCUCGCCUCGCCGCGCCGCGCCGCGCGUCACCCCGAGGUGCUCUCCACGAACAGCGCCUCUUGCCUCUGCGUCAGCCCCAACUCCUCCAGCGUCUUCCCCCCCUCCCCGUCCUCCGUGAACGUCCCCCGCGGGAACUGCCUCGCGAGCUUGAACGACCCGUGCUCGAGGUGCCCCUCCGCGAUGAGAAACGAAAAGACGGCGGACAACGCGUGCGUUCGCAGAAACCGCCGCCUGACCCGCCCGCCCGACGGAUCGAUCGAGAUCCCACUUGUAUUGCUCCAUGAUCGCGCGGGACGUCCCGGCGUCGCACGAGGUCACGGCGACGAAGGUCCCCACCGCGGUCUCCUUCUCCGCUUCGUUCAUCGCGUCGCUCGGUACCGCGUCGGCGC
Micromonas pusilla CCMP1545 is the source of this 1072-nucleotide messenger RNA. RefSeq lists its product as uncharacterized. Lineage: Eukaryota; Viridiplantae; Chlorophyta; Mamiellophyceae; Mamiellales; Mamiellaceae. Gene Ontology annotation, cellular component: nucleus. The transcript has 4 exons. Bases 1 to 549 code for a protein of 182 amino acids. The record is from RefSeq and is a predicted model, not a curated record. Gene Ontology annotation, biological process: phosphorelay signal transduction system.